This is a messenger RNA of Chelonia mydas (Green sea turtle), 1155 nucleotides long. Its product is annotated as butyrophilin-like protein 2. The transcript has 3 exons. Bases 1 to 1155 code for a protein of 384 amino acids. Lineage: Eukaryota; Metazoa; Chordata; Testudines; Cheloniidae. The record is from RefSeq and is a predicted model, not a curated record.
AUGACGUUAUAUUUUUACAACAGCACAGAAAAUGGUACUGAGCUGGGCCACGCUGGGGACAAGCACAGGAGUGAUGCUCCUAAAGGACAAUAUGAGAAUGGAGUCGUUAGGGUGAAGCUUUUUCCAGUGCAAGUAGAAGAUAGUGGGCAGUAUGUGUGUGCGGUGACAAGCGAUGGUGUCUAUCAAGAAGCUAUCGCCCAGGUGAUUGUUGCAGGUUUUGGAUCUGCACCUCGCCUAACUAUAGACCAUCAGCGGAAUAAUUCAGUCACUCUGAGGUGUACGUCCCAAGGGUGGUACCCACAACCUGAAGUAUGCUGGACUGACAGCACAGGACAAAACAUAACUGCUAUGGCUGAAACAAGAAUCCAAAAAGAUGUGACAGAUCUGUAUCAAAUCCACAGUACGCUCAGGGUAGCAGAUAUUGCUUCUGACACUAUCUUAUGCACUAUAAGAAACCCCUUGCUGAAGAGGCACCGCAAAAAAGUUAUUGCAAUUUCAGGUUUCUUUGAUGUGGAGGCAGAAUAUGACAUAAUUACCACUGUAAUUGGAGAAAAUGCCAUUCUUCCCUGCCGGCUGAUUACGAAACAUCUGCCUCCUAGCAUGGAGUUGCAAUGGAGGAAAGUUGGACCUGGAAAGGAUAAGCUAAUCUAUUUCUAUCUCUAUGAUGAAAGCAGCCCCCUGGUUAAUUCUUAUCCACAGAGUGACAAAUGCCCAAUGAGCUAUUUGUCUCCAAAUGGAGACAAUAGCAGAGAAUGGCUCAGGAAGGAAUAUGAAAAAAAGGCAGAAGUUUUUAAAGGAAAAGAGUUUGGGAAAGGAAAUAUUUCUCUGAAACUGAAUAAUAUUCAGGUGGAAGAUGAAGGGAAAUAUGUAUGCUCUGCCUCAGCCAACUUUUUUCACAGAGAGAUCAUCAUUGAAGUCUUGGUUAUAGGUAAGAAAAGCCUGGAACUGGAGAAAGCAAAUGUAGCAGAACUCUGUUAUUCUAUCUCCCCAAGAGCCAGCAUGGGUUUGUCCCUUAUCUACAGCACAUUUUCUAUUGCUUUGUCUAUUAUUGCUUUAAAACUCCUAAAUAAUGGAGUUUCCACUUCUUCCAUUGGGAAGCUACUACAUGGUCUAAUGCAUCUCACUGUGAGAUCAGUUUCCUGUUUUCAGAAGUGA